CACUAGACGAUAUAAAAAUGUCUACUUCAUAAGAAGCACAUCACUCUUAUGUAGCAUCUAAAAAAGUUGUUUAAUUUCAUAUAAAUCGUGUUUCGAAGAAGAUCAAACAAUUUCCAUUGAACAAUCGAGUGGCUCGGCAACACUUUCGAACCAUAGUUAUCGCAUAGAACAUAAAGUUUGGAGGAUAAUAGUGCCAGUGUGUUUUCAAUGCCGCCAUUUUACCACUUGAUUACUGUACCCCAAGGUGGACAUUUGCGCGGAGGAAUACAUUUGUGAGCAGUUGAUAAUCAAAACGAAUCGAAUUUGUUGAAAGUAUCAAAUCGAGCGUCUGGCAUCGCUGAGAGCAGCUGUAAUCAACUCAAAAUACGAAGGAAAUUUUCCGUACAAAAUUCAUGGAGUACUUCAUGGAACGCGAUGAAGCCCCGUUGCAUACCGCCACCUACGAGAACUGUUUUCCGACCCAUUGCGUCAAAGUCAACGGUGACAGUUCACCAGAACAACAAAACAUCAGCCACAACAGUAGCAGUGCAACCGAUAUGAUUGAGUCAUCGGCGGAUGUGAAUGAGUCGGAUGCGACGAGAAAAGCGGAAAUUGGUCCUGGCUGUGAUGAGUCUAGUAUUUUGAAGCGUAAACUUAGCGAAAUCUAUUCGGACACAACGUCAUUUUCGGCACCGACAUCGCCACACCACAAAAAGCCCCGAACAGAGAAUGUGGACGGUAACGGUGGACUGGAUGAUACACUGCAAGAGCAGCAGGAGAACGGUGAAUUGUUUUCGAAUUGUGUGAAAUGCGACGGUUUCGAAACGUUGUUCAAUCCGAAAGCGUUCAAGAGCACCGACGAAAUGACGUACUUAUGGAAGCAGAAGCUGCAGUUUAGCGAUCUGGGCAAAAUAUUCGGAAACGUCGAAAUGACCACCGACCACGAUCCGAUGAAGAAAUUCGAAUACGCCCAGUGCUUCGGCAUACAGCCGACGGUGAAAUUUCAAUGCAUUAUUUGUUCCGAUUCAAAUUUCACCACCUUGAGCGAACUGACGCAACACAAACGCUUCUGCCAGAAGGUUCGGAAAGGUGAAAAGAUGCCGUGCGAAAUGGUUGCCGAUUCGAAUCGACGCAUCAUCGACGAGGACAUCCUGAAUGAGACAACCAAAACCAUUCAGAUGGACACACAGAUUCGGAUCACCCGCAAAGUGUUUCUCUGUUCAGCGUGCGGGACGUACUACGAAAAUUGGAGCUUAUACGACCACAUCAAACGAGUGCAUGCACGUUUCUUCUGUCUGCACUGUUUGGGUAUAUUUCCUAGUGCCGAACGGUUGGCAUCGCAUUUGGAGGUGAAGCACAGCAUCAAGCCGGUUAUCUACGAAAAGAAGCAACAGUUUCUCGACUCCAUUCUCGGCCAGUGUUUCAUAACGUGCGUCAAGUGCUCGAACAAUUUCAGCGAGACCGACGACUUUACGAACCAUUCGUGCGAAAAUUAUGUUCAGCCGUGCUCGCUGUGUGGUGUAAAAUUUAGGCAUAAUGCGAACUGCAAAGCGGCAGCCAAUAAGAAAGUGGUCAAACAUAAACGACCGUCGAACAGACAUCGAAAAGGGCCGAGUCUGGUCAACAAAUCAUUUGAUAUGAACGGCAGUGAUAACGCAUUGCGUCAACAUGCGGCUAGUGAUUUAAUCGAGCAGAUGAACGGACCGGGAAGAGAGGUACCGGAAACGGGAGGACGAGCGGCAGAACAAACAAAUCAUUCAAUUGUCGACAGUACACCCGACAAAGACUCAACAUUCAACUAUCAGGCGAUGCUAAAUGAUGUCACGAAGUUUUCGCCAGCCGCCACAUGCGUCGAGUCACCCUCAGAAACAAUACCAACCGAUAAUGAUCACCAACGAAAUGAUAGCAGUUCUAGUCAAAUUAGUAGCAUUCUUAAGCAAGAAUUUGGUGGUCUACCGAUGGGUUUGCGUGGCUCAAACGUUGCGAAUGGUUACCUCGAACCGGAUGACAAAUUGUUGCAGUCAACCGAAGUCCAGUCAAACGACGAAUCAAUUCACGAGAACGGCGAAAUCGAAGACGACGACGAUGAGAGCGAUAGCAGUCCGUCGCCGUCGCCUAAUGUUGAAGAAAAACCACUGUUGGUGCCAAAGUUGAAAUUGAAUUUGAAAAAUUUCCAAGCUCCCAUCAUCGAAUCGGAGGAAUCGUCAACGGAAAGUGACGACGAUGACAUGGGUCCGAAUGCCGACGACGACGAGCACGAUGAACCCGAUGAACCAAACGAACCGAAUGACCUUCGAUUGAAUCAAGACGAUUUUCGACCGGUUGCGUCUCAGGACGAAGAAAUGGUGGCGAAUCAUGACGAUGAUGUAUUAGAUGACAGUCAGACAAACGAAGUUAAUGUCGAAGAGGAGGACGAUAACGAUGAAGAUGAGGUGGAACGGAAGUCUGUGCCGAACGUACCGGCGGAUGGUAUUGAUAUUGCUGGUGACGAUGUUGUAGCAGUUGAUUUGCUGCUGCAUCAACCAUUGGACAAAAUUCCAGUACGAGAUUUCCUUCGAAUUUGCUUGCAGAACACAUACCCCACUUGUCUGUACUGCAACCAUGCAAGAAAAAUUUCGGUUGACGGUAACAGCCUGGCGCUACACAUGAUAACAGCUCACCGCUUUACGGCAACCGUUGACAGUAUAACGGCCGAAGAACUUCUGCCCACAACCAUCGUUCAGCUGAUCAAGUCCUCACUGGACGAGCUGAGCGGCAUCUACUUUAAUCUCGAUUCAUACGACAGCGCCGACAAAGAGUUCACCAUACCGUACGAGAAACAGUACGAAUGCUUUCAGUGUCGCUUCCAGUCUCGCGUUCACAAGGACUUGUACCUGCACAACCGGAAAAUGCAUCUCAAAUCGAUGAUUAUGUGUCUGAUGUGCAAAGCAAACUUUUACAGCUACAGCGAACUGGUGUGCCACAUGUGUCCGGGUAGCAACAAAAAACUUGUGCCAUUCGAACUAACGUUUCGUUGCGUUCUAUGCAAUCUGGACAACAUUCCGUCGGCAUUUCGGUUAAUGGUUCACCUGCGGAAAAAGCAUUUUGCUUGCGACGUAUGUCUGGAGGAAUGUUACGAUCAAAGCAAACUGUCGUCACACGUGUGGAAGCACAAAUUACACCAUUUGUGCUACCGGUGCGGUAUAGCAUACCGUAACAAGCCGGACAUUACAAAACAUCUGUUCUGGAAGCAUGGCACGGAGAGUGUGGUGUGCAAACGAUGUUUGCACAAGAAAUGGCCUCACGUCUACCACUUCUGCAUUCCUCCAUCGACAUUCGACUGUGAAACGUGUGGCAUGUCAUUUUCAAAGGCGGUGGCACUCAAGGUUCACAAACGUAUCCAUUCGGAGGACGCACCGUAUCCAUGCACAGAGGUUGGAUGCGAACAAAAAUUCAUUUCGCGGAAACUGUUGCUGAAACAUGUCGCCCGGCAUUACAUGCCAAUUGAAGAAAUCAAGCAGGAAGAGAUUCCACUCAAACAAGAGCCAAUGGAGGAAGAACCCAUUGUACCGGAAGAAGUGACUGCCGAAGAACAAUCGACUGUCGUCGAGGUUGAAUCGGAAGAAAAGAAAACUAAAAAAUUGAAAAAACCAAAAUCCGUUCGAGACGCAUGCAGAAACCUAAUGGACAUCAUUGAUCUGCCUGCACCCAAUUUGUCGGAAAGUGAUAGCAGCGAAGAGUCGGACAGCGAUCGACCGCCAAUUCCCAUAACAACACCGGCGUUCAUUUCGAUUCCGGUUGACGAUAUGACAACUGAAUAUGAUCCAAUAGCUCGUCGCCCGGAAACCGAAGAUGAACUUGCACCUCCGCCACCCGUGAAAGACAUCUGGGAAAAGUUCAGAUCGUAUCAAGCCAGCCAAAUUCAUAAGCAAUCGAUUGACGAUGAAACUGAAAUCAUCGAAAUGGCUCCACCGCCCAUCCUGCAUGUCGCUCAAUCUGAUCACGACUAUGUCUGCAUGUACAAACCGUUCAUAGAGAAGCAGAAGGAAAUGAAAAUGGAUUCACCCAUCGCUGCCAUUGAAUCAAUCGAGCAAACUUUAAUCAACAUAACCGAAGGCGACAAACCUGUGAUAAUUGAACAACCGCAAGUGAUUCAGGAGCCGAAUACAAGUCCAGUCAAAUCACCCGAAAAGUUGUCACCAAAGAAGGGCUUCUCGCCGAAGAAAUGCCUCGUCAACACGAAAUCGGACUCGUCAUCCGAUUCCAGUGACUCGGACUCCAGCUGUUCGUGUGGAUCGAACUGUAGCUGUACGACAUCGAGCAGCGGUUCCAGUUCGUCCAGUUCGUCGGACAGUGACAGUUCCAGUUCGGAAGGACGUCGUAAAUUGGAACUAAAAAAAGUGCUGAAACAAGAGCGCGACCGGGUAAAGUGUGAGAAUGCAAAUUUGUCGGACAACAUCGACGUUGUCAAUACGGACAAAACCGAUGAAAAGGUUACCAACGAUCCGGACUCGGUGAUAUUUGAGUCGGAUUUGGAAACUGACGAAUCCGAAACCGACGAAGAUUUCUAUGACGAGCAUCCGCAGCGUUUGGCCAAUCAGUUGCUAGCCGAAAAGCGGAAACAAUUGAUGCAAACGUGUCUGAGUCCGAUGAACAGCUUUGAUAUAAUCGAAAACAGUCGACCGUCGACGCCGUCACUACCGGAAGAAAUGAUCAAAGAGAAGAAAGUGAAAGUGAAAAAGCGGAAAAAGGAUCGCAAGAGCUCGAAAAAUGUGCCGUCGUUGAAGCUCAACAUUCCAUUGAAGUUAAUUGAACCGAUAUCCGAAUCGACACCAAGCGUGACCGUUCCCGAACCAUCGACGCCAACAUUCAAUUCGUCCAGUGUGGAGGGAAACAAAGUCAAAAUUUCGAUUCUGGCCACGAAACCGAACAAAUCGACAAAGCCCAGUGCAACCAGUUCGAACAACGUAUCGCGCCUGAGUACCGGCAGCAGUUGCUCGGACAUUGAAACGCCAUUGAAACGAUCGCAACGGAGACGCAUUCCCAAUAAAUUUUACGGUUACCACAGCGAUGAAGAUACCAGUGACGUGCUGGCGAAUCCAUUCAAACCGACACCACCGCCGAAUUUAACGUGGCAUAAAGAAGAUCUGCCGCAAACUCCAACCCUCGUUCGAACACCGCCCAUCAAAACAGUCAUCAAAUUAAGCACAGCCACAAAUUUCAAAUUGACUCAACCCGACCAUCAUCCACCGGCUCAACUAUUCGAAUCAAAGUCGUUCAUAUCACCGAAACCCUUGCCACCACAUAAACUAUUUCAGUCAGCUCAGCCGCCCAUCCCACCAAUAAUAAUUCGUCCGAAUCGGAUCCAACAACAACCUCCACGCGUCGAACCGCUACGCGUUCCAGCUGUGCCAGUUCGUCACAUCGCUGCAACACCAGAUUCAGAUCAAUCUGCCAGUGAAUCCGACAGUGAAUCCAGUGACGAUCCAGUGACAUUGCAAAUAUCGCAACCGCAACCAUUACCAGCGCCAGUCGUUGCAGCCCCACCAACAAUUCCAAUCAAUUUCCAAUCGAAUCAAAUUCGCUACCCGAUAAUGCCACCAGCUGGAUGUCGACCUGCACGCGAAGGCGAAAGUGUCUAUUGCUACUGUCGCUGUCCGUACGACGAAGUGUCCGAAAUGAUCGCUUGCGAUGGAUCCGAUUGUGCGAUCGAAUGGUUCCACUUCGAAUGUGUGAAUAUAAUGGUACCGCCGAAAGGGACCUGGUACUGUCCACAGUGUCGACCGAAAUAUAUGAGUGACAGCCAGAACACGUAUGAAGGUAUCACAUAAUUCUGCUGUGAAAGUGAAUUUUUGUUAUUUUUUUGAGUAAAAUUUCCUUUUUCGCAUCUCGUUUAAUAAAUUUAUUCGUUUGUUAUCAUGUCAA
This is a messenger RNA of Bradysia coprophila, 5883 nucleotides long. It is a transcript of the gene MESR4, whose product is annotated as misexpression suppressor of ras 4. The record is from RefSeq and is a predicted model, not a curated record. NCBI's taxonomy places the organism in Eukaryota, Metazoa, Arthropoda, Insecta, Diptera, Sciaridae. Gene Ontology annotation, cellular component: nucleus. Gene Ontology annotation, biological process: regulation of transcription by RNA polymerase II. Gene Ontology annotation, molecular function: DNA-binding transcription factor activity, RNA polymerase II-specific.